This is a messenger RNA of Suillus subaureus, 630 nucleotides long. RefSeq lists its product as uncharacterized. The annotation marks the transcript as partial. The transcript has 3 exons. The record is from RefSeq and is a predicted model, not a curated record. NCBI's taxonomy places the organism in Eukaryota, Fungi, Basidiomycota, Agaricomycetes, Boletales, Suillaceae.
GAACAUGGGGAAUAUCUUGACAUCUACCAGUUGCAGAUUAACAAAGCCCCAACUAUGGCAGAGAUUUGGCUCAAAUUAACUGAGUCUGAGAAUGAUGACACCAGACAUCCAGGAAUGGUAUCUUGGCUCAUCACUGGUAUCAAUCUGGAGGAUUUACAGUAUGUAAUUGAUUGGAUGAUUGGAAUGGCAGAAUGGCUUGAUGAAGAAACUUCUAUAGAAGAAAAAUGGCAGAGAUUGGCGGCUAGGAUUGCCAAAUUUCAUGAAACAGCUGAUGCUAUGACUGCUGGCAUGGAUCUUGAUAUUGGAACAGUGCAUUCUGAUGAUCCUAGAUUCUGUCAUAUGGAUAAUGAUGGUAAUGAGUGGGUGGAUGUUUCAGAUGAAGAGAUCUCAGAGGAUAUAGAUGAAGAAAUCCUCACAGAAGAGAUGGGUAUCUGGAUGCCAUCUUCAGUGUCUCCACACAAUGGAUUGACUCUUGGGCUGGGCCCCCUCCAAGCUGAAGAGUUGGAGCUUCGAAAAGGCCAAGCCAAUGACUGUCUGGAAAACCUCUGCAUGGCCCUUAUUUAUCAUCAGUAUUUUCAGAGUGCAGAUUCUACAUGGGCUGGCACCAGGUCAAAGCAAGAAGCUCGUUGA